This is a messenger RNA of Telopea speciosissima, 555 nucleotides long. Its product is annotated as cytochrome P450 71B35-like. The transcript is spliced from 2 exons. The record is from RefSeq and is a predicted model, not a curated record. Lineage: Eukaryota; Viridiplantae; Streptophyta; Magnoliopsida; Proteales; Proteaceae. Gene Ontology annotation, molecular function: oxidoreductase activity, acting on paired donors, with incorporation or reduction of molecular oxygen; iron ion binding; monooxygenase activity. The coding region runs from base 239 to 505 and encodes 88 amino acids.
UGCUUUUGGUAAGUCUUACAAAUCCAGGGGUUCGACUGUGGUAGAUUUGCACAAGCAGUUCAUGACGGUAUGUCUGCUAUGAGCAAUUUGCCGCUUCGGAUUUCUUCUCUUAUUUUGGAUGGAUCGUUGAUAGACUUACUAGACACAUUGCAACGAUUAAUAGGGUUUUCAGCAAUUUGGAUUCUUUCUUUGAUAUUGCAAUUGAAGAUCAUCUCGACCCCAAUAGACCCAAACCAGAAUGCGAAGACAUGAUGUCUUGCUUCGAUUGGAGAGAGAUCAAUUCAGUCGCAUUCGCAUCACCAAAGAACAUAUUAAGGGAGUUCUCAAGGAUGUAUUCUUGGGAGCAGUAGAUACAAGUGCUAUCACCAUGACAUGGACCAUGACAGAGCUUGCUAGGCACCUUAAAGUGUUGAACAAGGUUAAAGAUGAGAUCAGGUGUUGCAUUGGAAAUAAAGGGAAAGUGGAAGAGAGUGACAUAGAAAAUCUUCCUUACUUCAGGGCAUAGUGAUGGAGUCAUGGAGAUUGCAUCCACCAGUCCCAAUUUUAAUUGCUAGA